Molecule: messenger RNA, 580 nt
Organism: Aspergillus sclerotioniger CBS 115572
Lineage: Eukaryota; Fungi; Ascomycota; Eurotiomycetes; Eurotiales; Aspergillaceae
Exons: 1
Coding region: 412-570 (52 amino acids)
Source: RefSeq, a predicted model, not a curated record
UCAUGCUUCUGAAGGGUGCAUACAACCUGGGAAAUCCACGCAACGCAGAUGCAUGCAGGAGCGCUUUGGACUUUGCGUAACACAUUGAUUAUCGGACAUGGAAGGCUGCAGUCGAGUACCCAUUGCCAGGCCGUUUUCUUUCCGAAUUGGGGGCGGAUUUCGCCAUCUAGCUGGCCUUGGCUCGGAGUACCUAACUUAGAGGAGUUAUUUGUUGAAUAAUCUCGACUCUUCACCUACUCAAGACCGUUUCCAAAUCUCGAUCUAAUAAUAAUAUACGGAGUACAGUAAGCUGACUUCAGUCAAGUCAACAACUCCCUGAGUGAGGGAUUUCUCCGCCUGAGCACGCACUGCGGCUGCGUUAUUAACCAUCAUCUGGCUUCAUGAAACCCGCAGAAGCUUGGGCCCCAUUCCAUGCAGCUGCAAAACAGGGAGGAGACUAGUAGUGACGAGUCGUCAGUUAUCACCUCCAUGAUGCCAGUCAUUCUAUACUGUUUCUUGCAAGGUUGCCAGGCUAUGUUGACGCCUUCGCCCAUGCGAUUGGGUCUUUUCCGCGGAAACCCCUCCUAUUAGGCGGAAAGGG